CGUUUUUUUCUUUCGACCGCAACCGCCGCGCACACAGCAUUCCCCUACAGCAUCCAUUGAGCCCCCAACUGCCUCUUGCUUUUUCUCUUCGGCAUUAAAAACCAGAUCCGGACCUCGAACCUAGAAACCCUUCUGCCACAAACUCCUUAAUUCAGGCUUAGCGGAACAAGCAUCACCCCAAGCAACGGUCCGACAAAGCACAAGUCACCCCCGGGGGGCCAAACAGGACACAGAGCGUCAUCUCUCGACGUCGCGCAUCACCCGGCCGGCCCACACCCCUUGUCACACUCGGCACAGCUCUCACCGCCCGCCAUGGACUACAGCAUAGAGGACAGCCAGAACUCGGCGCCGGGGACCGCGCCGGCCGCCGCCAAGGCUGGCGUCGCGAAGAAGGGCCCGGACUCCCAGAGCGUCACCAAGAGGUUGCAAACGGAGCUGAUGCAGCUCAUGACCUCGCCCGCGCCCGGCGUCUCCGCCUUUCCCUCGGCCGACGGCAACCUCAUGUCGUGGGCCGCCACCAUCGAGGGGCCCGACGACACGCCCUACACGGGCCUGACCCUGAAGCUCUCCUUCGCCUUCCCCGCCAACUACCCGUACGCCCCGCCCACGGUCCUGUUCAAGACGCCCAUAUACCACCCCAACGUCGACUUCUCGGGCCGCAUCUGCCUCGACAUCCUUAAGGACAAGUGGACGGCCGCCUACAACAUCCAGACGGUGCUGCUGAGCCUGCAGAGCUUGCUGGGCGAGCCGAACAACGCAUCACCGCUGAACGGUGAGGCCGCCGAGCUGUGGGAUAAGGACUUCGAAGAGUUCAAGCGCAAGGUCUUGGGCCGUCAUCAGGAUAUUGACGAAUGAAGCAAAGGAAGGUCACAUCCACCAUUAGGUUUUUUGUUCCCUGAUUGAUUUUCGGGGGGUUCUGGGAGCAAUGCAAUAUAGCGGCGUGGCAUUUCCUCAGGGAGUAACGAGCGUUCUCGGGGAACUUUGAUUCUUUCCUCAGACUCGGCGGCAAUCGUUGGACAUUGUACGGGACACUGGGCGCACUACGACCUCGCGGACUGGGCUCAGACAGCCAGGUAUUUUGGAUCUGCUCUGCUUCGAGUCAACAAGGUAACCCGGCCAGCAUGGCACAGGUGCGCCGUCAAGGUACGCCGACCUUGGGCGACAAGCAGGUAAAUGAGAAAAAUGGCCGUUUAAGACCGUCAUUUAUAAACCGCCAACCAUAACGUAACCCGAGGCCUUGUGAAAUGCAGAUGCCUCUUCCAGUACUCCAUGACAACCAUCCGCGGUAUGCCAGUCCAGCGCCUGCGGGGUCGGGGCGCGCAAAGG
Molecule: messenger RNA, 1326 nt
Organism: Gaeumannomyces tritici R3-111a-1
Lineage: Eukaryota; Fungi; Ascomycota; Sordariomycetes; Magnaporthales; Magnaporthaceae
Product: ubiquitin-conjugating enzyme E2-20 kDa
Exons: 4
Coding region: 313-855 (180 amino acids)
Source: RefSeq, a predicted model, not a curated record